This is a messenger RNA of Coturnix japonica (Japanese quail), 2643 nucleotides long. The record is from RefSeq and is a predicted model, not a curated record. Lineage: Eukaryota; Metazoa; Chordata; Aves; Galliformes; Phasianidae.
CAGAUAUGACAAACGAUGGUUCUUUUCCAGCGACUUUUGCAGGACAAAUCCCUGCAGCCUCCACAACAGCCCGACGCUCACGGCCGCACGAAGCAGUUCCGGGCGAAGCGCCGCGACGGACCGAGCCCGGCAGCGCAACCCGGCGCCUCCGCGUCUGCCCCGCCCGGCGCUUCCGGGUCUCGGUGUAGGCGGCGCCCGUCGGUGCUCGGCGGGGCGCGGGGCGAUGGCGGCGCUGGGCGGGCGGAGCGCGGCGCGACGGGCGGACACGGGGCGGCGGCUGGAGCGGUUCGCUGCGCUCCGAGGUGGGGCGGCAGAGCCGUGCGGCCCGGAGAGUUCUGGGACCUGGUCGCCAUCACCGCCGCCGACGCGGAGCAGGAGCGGGCGUUCCGGCUGCAGCUGGCCGCCAAGCUGCGGGGCGGGGAGCUGCCGCUGGGUGUGCGGUACCACGUCUUCGUGGAUCCCCCGGGACCCAAAGUCGGAAAUGGUGGAUCAACACUUCAUGUUCUUCAGUGCCUGCAAAAUCUCUACGGUGAUAAAUGGACUUCUUUUAUCGUGCUACUCAUUCAUUCUGGUGGUUACAGUCAGCGUUUACCAAAUGCAAGUGCACUGGGCAAGAUUUUCACAGCCUUGCCUUUCGGCGAUCCUGUUUACCAGAUGCUGGAGCUGAAGCUUGCCAUGUACAUUGAUUUCCCCAGUCACAUGAAACCAGGAAUUCUCAUUACUUGUUCAGAUGACAUAGAGCUUUACAGCACUACAGAAACAAUCAUGUUUGAUAAGCCUGGUUUUACUGCGUUAGCUCACCCCUCAGAUUUGACAGUCGGGACCACACAUGGAGUGUUUGUUUUAGAUCCAUCCAGUUUCUCAGGAAAAGGAGGACUUGAAUACACGUCUUGCCGUCGUUUCUUGCACAAACCAGAUGUCGAGACCAUGCGCCGGUGUGGUGCAGUCUGUGUAAGAAGGAGUUCUUCCCAGCUGGAUUCCUUUGCAGACUACAGUGACUUGGAAGAGGACUCAGAGUGUGUGUAUACAGACAGUAUAUUUUACAUUGACUGUAGCACUGCAAAACAGUUACUGACAUUCUAUAAGCAAAUUGAUACCCUAUGCUGUGAAAUAGAUGCAUAUGGUGACUUCCUGCAGGCCCUGGGAUGUGGAGCCACUCAAGAUUACAGAAAAAAUACAAGUGAUGUCACAAAAGAGGAAUCACAGUUAGCAGAAGUACGGCAGAAGCUCUGCUCUCUUCUGAAAGGAACUUCACUUAAUGUCAUAGUCUUAAACAACUCUAAGUUCUAUCACAUUGGAACUACUCAAGAGUAUUUGUUUCAUUUUACAUCUGAUAGCAAACUGAAAUUUGAGCUUAACUUACUGCCUGAGACUUUUAGCGUCUCUUCUGACAAAGAUGAGACCAUGGGUGGAUCAGCAAGUGUCAUUCAAAGCAUACUUGAGCCCGGGUGCUUUGUAGGACCUGGAUCCGUUAUUGAAUACUCUAGAAUUGGACCUGGAGUCUUGGUAGGUGAGAACUGCAUUAUUAGUGGAUCCUGCAUAAAUUUGGAUGCAGACAUACCUUCAAACUGUUUUCUGAGUUCAUUAAGUGUAAAAAUUGAUGAUCAGGUAAAGUAUGUAAGUAUGGUGUUUAGUGUAGAAGAUGACCUGAAAAAGAAUGUAGAAUUGCUGUCAGAUACAAAUUCACUGCGGUUUUUUGGAGUCAGCCUACGAGAAUGCUUGGACCUCUGGGGUGUGCAGCUUUCAAACCAGCUCUUCUCUGGUGAUAGCUCACGGUUUGGGUUGUGGACUGCAAGGAUUUUUCCUGUUUGUUCCAGCUUAAGUGAGUCGGUUAGAAUGUCACUGAGCAUGUUAAAUUCUGUGCAGCGUGUGUCAGCUUUUACACUGAAUGGCUUUAAGCUCCUGUCUGUUGAGGAAAUGCUUGCCUACAAAGAUGUAGAAGACAUGCUGAAAUUUAGAAAUCAAAUUCAUGAUGAAAUCUGUCUACAAAGACAAAAAGAGAAAUGUGAUUUGUAGGACUGGUGCUUGAACAAAUGUCCUGUCUUUAAUUUGUCUGCAAUUUGUGGGUGAUUUAUCACUUGCCAGUUUGUAGUAAUUGUAAGCAAAAUGUACAACGGAUCUUUUCAGUUCCUUCUAAGCAAAAGCAUAAAGAAGUAGUACACUCCUGGUCAUAGUUUUAGACUGCCAUGUUUGGCACAUGGGUCAGCAGGCCAGUGCUCCAUCGAGAUCACAAGAAAGUAAAAGAUAUUAGUGUAUUUCUCCUCGGAAUUCCUUCUGUGGAGUUCUGCUGUCCUGCUUGAGUGUGCUGGACCAGCUGCAGGCUGGACAGGUAGGAGGUGGCUGCUUUCACUCACAGUCCUGCACCAGGAUCUGGUACAGAUCUGAGAUGUGCUCGCAGUUAUUUUCAUAGUGGAGCAGGUAUAGAUUUGAUUCACUAAAUAAGGAACAUUAAACUGCUUUCAGUUUUUAUGCUACUCUGUGUUUCCCUUUUACAAUAAAUAUUGUCUAGAAUUCUAGAGGUCAGAUUUUGGUUGGUGUUGGCCAUCAGCAAUGACAGCAGUCUGAAUGAAUUUAUUCCACAGAUAUCAAAAUAUCUGGGUUCAUGUUGUUUUUCAUUUUUUAAAUAAAAUCAAGUUUCUUGCA